UUCUGAUCUUUUUGCAUCAUAUACAAAACUAUAUUUGUAUCCUUCUGCAUCUGAUCUCAAUAUUACUUCAGUGGUCAUGGCAUCCAAAGCUAUCAUUUUCGGAUUUCUCAUUGUAACGUAUGCCGUUGCAGUUUUCGCUUCUGAUCCUAGUCAUCUUCAAGAUUUUUGCGUUGCUGAUCCAACCAAUACAGUGAAAGUGAAUGGAGUUGUGUGUAAAGAAUCCGAAGUUGUGACAGCGGAUGAUUUCUUCUUCAGUGGACUUCACAAAGUAGGAAACACAUCGAAUCCGGUUGGAUCUAAAGUGACCCCUGUGAAUGUGGUUCAGAUCCCUGGGCUUAACACUCUCGGCAUCUCAUUGGCACGUAUCGACUACGCACCAUUGGGUAUCAACCCACCUCACACUCACCCUCGUGCCACUGAGAUCUUGACUGUUCUCGAAGGAACUCUCCACGUUGGUUUUGUCACCUCCAACACCGAGAAUCGUCUAUUCACCAAGGUGCUUCAAAAGGGUGAUGUGUUUGUUUUUCCCGUUGGUCUCGUUCACUUCCAGCACAAUAUCGGACACGGACCCGCAGUUGCUCUCGCCGCUCUUAGUAGCCAGAACCCUGGUGUUAUUACCAUUGGUAAUGCUGUGUUUGGAUCAAAGCCUGACAUCUCAACUGAUAUUCUUUCAAAGGCUUUCCAAACUGAUAAAUCCAUCAUCGCUGGAAUUCAAGCCAAGUUCUAGAGAUGGGUUUAGUUUUAUAACUAUUACUUUUUUAUGUUUUGAGUCUGUGGUGUUGUGUAUGUGAUGAAAUCUUUGAUUCUUUAUUUGUUUGGAUGUACUGUGUGUUUCUUUAAUUUUGAUUGUAUUCGUUUUGAGAACUGUCGUUGAUUAUUUGUUUAAUAAUCAGCUGUAAUAAUUUCUUUAAUUAGUUUAAAUUGGAAGUGUCUUUAUCGAUCGAUCUUAAUAUACAUUUUUACUUUUCAA
This is a messenger RNA of Cucumis sativus (cucumber), 970 nucleotides long. RefSeq names its product putative germin-like protein 2-3. Gene Ontology annotation, molecular function: manganese ion binding. Gene Ontology annotation, cellular component: cell wall. The transcript has 2 exons. The record is from RefSeq and is a predicted model, not a curated record. Bases 77 to 727 code for a protein of 216 amino acids. NCBI's taxonomy places the organism in Eukaryota, Viridiplantae, Streptophyta, Magnoliopsida, Cucurbitales, Cucurbitaceae.